Lingula anatina is the source of this 4491-nucleotide messenger RNA. RefSeq lists its product as uncharacterized. Gene Ontology annotation, molecular function: netrin receptor activity. Gene Ontology annotation, cellular component: membrane. NCBI's taxonomy places the organism in Eukaryota, Metazoa, Brachiopoda, Lingulata, Lingulida, Lingulidae. Gene Ontology annotation, biological process: regulation of apoptotic process; netrin-activated signaling pathway. The record is from RefSeq and is a predicted model, not a curated record.
GAUGUGGCUGCAAGCAGAAAGUAUAAUGCAUGAAGCAAUGUCACAGCAAAAGCAAGUCAUCCCUGUAUAUGGAGACAUCAGCAGUGAAGAACAGAGAAAAUUACCUUUGUCCUUGAGACAUUUGAAACCCAUAGAUAGCAGAAAGGAAGGAUUUUUGAAUCAUUUGUCAAUGAGGAUCAAAGAAUCUCAGGGAGGAACAGGAGAAAAGUACAUGGAUGAGGAUUUUAUUUCCGAAGCUAAACCAGGAAUCUUGUCAGAGGUUGCCUCUGAUGACUCCAUCUCCCUUGAUCUUCCUGAAGAUGCUGCAUUGUCUCAGGAAGACACAAUCAAAAGGAAAAAUGAUCUUGAAUUGGCACUGAUUUCAUCAGGAAUCUACAUUCAAAAGUUCACUAUGGACCAUCAUGGUGGCUAUGUUCACUUAAAGGAAGUGGGGGUUACACUUGUGGUACCAGAGGGUUCCCUACCUGAAGGUACAGUAACAGAGAUGUACCUUGGAGUCAGUUGGAGAGCAGGCGACAGCCCUCAUUUGGGAGGCAAGCAGACAAGAACAAGCCCCAUUGUGGUUAUUGGUCCACAUGACCUAACCUUUCAGAAACCAGUGUAUCUGAGUUUUCCUCACUGUAUUCCACAUGUUGAUGAUGAAGAGACAGAGACAAAGUUCUGGACAUCAAAAACUGACCUACUGGGGACUUGUAAAUGGACAACUGAUGAGAAUGACCCUGUUGUCAUCUACAGCCAAACCAGAUGCACUGCAGCUUUGUGGAACCUGUGUAAAUACACCACUUCAUCGAAUAGCAGAAAGAUGCUGGCCGCAGUGUUUGGGGAGUUUGAUCCUAAAACAAGGCUGCUUCAGAUUGCAGUCAGUUGCAUCAGUGAUACUCCCAAUGAAAUUAUGGUUCUUGACAGUAGGAUGGAAGGGAUGGGUUUCAAGCGUGUAGUGCUUGAUGGGUUCUUCAGGCUUUACAUCUGUCCCCAUAGUGAUGGUGACCGAAGGGAUGGUGACCAUGACAACAAUGACCAUGUUCCAUGUGAAAAUGAUCAUGAUGUACUGGUCACACUAAAGGACUAUCAAGGAUGGACUUUGACAGGGGAAGAUGAGAAGGCAUUGGAUUACCAGAGAAUGAUAGAUGACAGCAGACCAUAUUGUGCCUUUUUUUUAACCCCUGAGUCUACCACACCAUGUCCCAAAUUUUUCAUCAGCAAAAUAUUGGUGGCCCAACAGGGCCUCAAGGGUAAAGAUGCACGGAUGUCAUCAGUAGAGUUUGAAGUGUACCAUCCAUUACAUAAGAUAACAAAGAUACCUGGCACUGAACAACUCGACAUACAAGCUCUCCAGUCGUCGCAUCAAGAUCCGAGGCCCCUGGGGGGAAACCAGUCACACAACACAUCAGAACCAUUGCAGCAACAAUCACUUCUGAACCCUUCAGCGCCCAAACAGUGGGGUCUCCAGGGGUCUUCGGAACCAUUGCAGCAACUGUGGACUCUGAACCCCUCAGCUCCCCAUCAGACACAGUGGGGUCUCCCAGCUCCAGGGCAGUCCCACCACACACAUAUGCAACAUCAACAACUGCAGGAUCAGCACCCAUAUGCCCAACACCAACCACCACAGGGGUAUUGCAGUCUAAUACCACAUUUGCCCAAAUCCCCACAUUCUAGUGGUACUGGUCCACGCCAGAAGCACAAAAUGCCAAAUACCACUUUGACAGAGUCACCCUUUCCUCAGGCACAGGUAAAUGUUCCACUAGAACAAGCCCAACCACAUGCACCUAUGCAGCAAUUACAGCAGACACCUAAUGACCAGGUUCCAGAGAAAGUAGCUCAUCAUCCACCAUCAGAAUGGAAUAUAGCCUCUCUCCCAAUGCCAUCUGUUGACCAGGGAGAGUCAAACAACUCAUUGUUCACCACACCUGGAACAAUGACUGGCUCACCUAAUGCAAUGGCACAAUCAACACAGCAAAUGUUAGGAGGACAGAACCCAGCUGAGAUCAUCCUUCCAUCACAACAUGGUGAUCUUGAGCAGUCAAGCUUGUCUGAAUCUGGCCAGUUGUCACCCCCAGAAGCUAAACGUUUUAAACCUUCAUGUGAUCCAACACAGCUUUUAACAAAUACCUCUCCGUUAUCAGUUCCAUCAAAUGAAGGCCAACAUUCAAAUGAAGUUACACAACCAAUUAUUCCAACACCACCACACAUUUCAUCAUCUUCCUCUGUAUUGGUUACACCAUCAGUACCAGUAAACCAAGAUUAUGAGGCGUAUCCAAUAGUUGAAACACCAUCUGAACUAAAACUGUCUGAACAGCGAACGAAAUAUCAGUUGCAGUGUCAACAGCAGCAACAUCAGCAGUUUCCAAAUCUUUCAUCACAGCAACAGCGCCCACACCAAGCCUUGUGUGCCCAGCUUUAUGGCAAUGAAGAUCUAGCUCAGACUCUCUGUGUAGAUGUGAGGCAAACAAACAUGGCUGCCACUUGUGGUGCUGGUGCCAUAUUGAUGGACACAGCAGGGCAAUCCAUCUUUGUUCAAAACAUAGAGCGACUAGAAAUUCAUCACAAUGGAGAUCAGGAAUUGAUGAGUGUUGCGCCACCUGCUCAUGUCCAUCUUUUACAGCGGUAUCUGCCUUUGGGGGCAAAAGCAAACUUGGAUCGCAUUUUUAAGAUUCCAGGGGUGUGGGAAGCUGUUGUACGUGAACUUCGGUUAGAGAAUGAUUGCUGUCCUAAAGAACCUGUGGAAUUUAUCUUUGGCCAUCUGCAGUGUUCCUUUCUGCAACUUAUAUGGCUGCUGAGGAGGAUUGGAGAGAGAGUGAAAGAAAAUGUGAAUCCAUCUAAAAUAGAAAGCGUGAUUGAGGACGUUUCAAAAGCAAGAUUUUAUGAGGUUGAAUGGGAGAAUUUGCGAAAAAACUUGCCCUGCAUUGCUUAUGGAGGAGUUGAUAUUAGGAGACUGUUAGAUUCUCUAUUUUCAAAGGGUAUCAUUAGUGAGUCAGACAUGGAGAAAAUUGAAGGCCAGCAAACAUCAUCAGACAAAUGCAGUCUAUUACUACGUAAGGUAUUGAAGUGCUCUUUGGAUAAGGAUCCUGUGGAGCACCUGCGACAAUGCUUUGUUGACCAGGGUCGGGGUGAUCUGGCUGAUCUUCUGGCAGUGAAACCUGAGGAUGUACAGGAGUCAUAUAGCUCAGAUGAACCCAUGAGACCUGAUGAACAACCAGCACUUAGACAAAUUCAGAGUCCUGAAGUAGCUGCAUAGUUCUCACCAUAUGUGACAAGUCACUUUCUUGAUCUAGAGAUGAACCCUUACAGUAAUUAUGAAUGUCUUAUAGGAAGUUGGCCUAAUAUUCUAUAUGGUCCCAUAGGAUGUCCUACCAGACCAUGUAGGACAUCUGCCCAAAAUCCUAGCUGUAGAGGUCCUUUUGCACAUUUUUCCUAAAGGGUAUCCUAUAGGAAAUUGUGUAGGGAUAAGUCUAAGUAUUCAGAUAUUUUGGUGUUGUGAUGCUGUAUUUAUGCCCUCGAUCCAGACCACUGUUGCUUGCAUUUUCAAGAUUUUUUAAAAGGUCAACUUUCAACUCUGUUGAGCAGAGUUAUGAAAUAAUUAUUAUUGACCACAUAUUUCAUUUAUUGAUUAUUUAUUAUCAAUAUUGUUUUGCUUAAGAAGCUCAUUUACACCUGUUGGUUGCUUUUAACUUAGUUUUUAUAUAGCUAAUUAUAAUGCGAGUCUUUUUAUUUAUUUAUUCUUUUGAGGGGAAGGUGCUUAUAGUUAUGAUCACGUUGAUUGGCAUUAAUGAAUAUAUCGAUACAUGUAAAAGCUUGCAGUUUGCAUUCAAAAUAUAUAUCUUGAGUGUAAAAAUAAGUUCAUUAGGAUAAUGAUGUUAUAUCGUAGAGUUUAUUUUUUAUUUUUUGUCUCCGUGAAAGAUCUAUUUUCUUCAACUAACAUCACUGGAAAAUGUGAUUUUGACCAUGCUGCUACCAAGUGCAUGACCAAACAAACGCAAUAGUGCUAUUUUUAAGUUCAAGAAGUGUGGGUAUUUUGCUUAAGAAAGAUAGACAAGAAGCAGACAGUCAAAGAAUACGGUUACCUUAAUUAUUAUGGACGGAGAAAAUAGAAAGGUUAAUGACUGAAAGUUUUGACUUUUGAUAUUUACACACUGUCAGGUUAGUUGAAAACAUGCCUAAUGAAGGGGGCCAUGAUGAACUAUAAGCUGUAUGAAAGGUAACUAUGGUUGGGGGAAAUAGAGGAGCAGCUUGGUUAACCUGUGUGUCCAACCUUGAUAUGCUACAGGAUAAACAGACUAUUAUUAUACUGUAUAAUAUGCUUCAUUUCAGAUAGAACAUAUGUGCAUUAGUAUAUAUGAAAUGACCUUAUAUCUUUUUUCAGGUUUCAGUUUAUCAUAAUUAUUUGGUUGUGAAAUGAUUGCCUUAAUUUUUAAGGCUUUAAAAUGUGGUGUUGUAUUGUAGGCAUAUAUACCACUUUAGUUAUAUUUUAAUUAAAUUUAUUUUAUACUAUUU